AUGUCAGAUUCGCCUAUUUCCAGUUCGAGCUCGAAAGACAAUAUCGACGCCCGUUCCGCUGUAGCUGAAGAGUAUGAGAUCUUGGAAAUAGAGUUCUACUUGUUCAAGGCAGGGUCUCAUGAGGAUGCAUUUACUCACGGGAACGAGGAGCAACGGGUACCUGGCCAGUGGUACUUUCACCGAGCACCUCGUCGUGCUGCAUUCGUCUCUUCAUCACGACCUGAUACUGCCAGUCAUUCUGCUGCAGGCGGUUAUAGAGGAGGCACACGAAAAGGCCUCGAUCUCACUCUAGGUUCACAGAUACCUCUAGGCCCUCCGCUAACGUCUCGAUUUUUCGAUAAGGCGGCACAAUCAUCUAGCAACUCAUCUAAAGAUAUUCGAGGUGGAGUGCUCCUCCGCUCGAUAAGGAGGUCAUCGGAUUCGCGUGUAAUCUCCGGCCCGUCGCUACUGGUGGACGAGCUCUUACAGAGAACCCAAUCAUCAAACAUAGCUGAAUUAGUGCAGACGAAGUGGUGUGGCAACAUCUCUGCCUUUCCCUUGUCUCCCUCUAGCAGUCCCACUGCAGUCCAGCAGGCAUUGAUUUACUUCAAAAAUAUGGAAUGCGAGGGCCCGAAUUUUUCAACCGAUGGUGUUCACAUUUUCAAAUCACCACGAAUCGGCCUCGAUCUCUCAAACCCAUCCACGCAGCUCGCCGUGACCGACGCUCGCAUCGCGUUCCUGUCGAGGCCGUACCGAUACUUCGUUCACCCUCAUCUCUUGACAUCCAAUGGUCGUGCACAGACAUUCCUCGGCAUAUACGAGCACUUGUCUGCGUCUGGGCAUUUCGACAAGAAUGAAAGAGGUCUGAUCGAAGAAAUCGGCCGAUUGAGCGGAAUGAAGACCGUCGCCCUGGUCAAAUAUUUGGAAAGUUACAGGGCCGGUUGUGCGUCGGACAAUCUGAAGCAAUUCGUAGGGCCCAGAGGCAAAGGGGCGUCCGCCUCUCCAGCCUCGUAUCUGCGAAUGAUGGGGUGUCUCCAUCGGUUUAUGCCGUCCGUCUGA
This is a messenger RNA of Heterobasidion irregulare TC 32-1, 1038 nucleotides long. RefSeq lists its product as uncharacterized. Lineage: Eukaryota; Fungi; Basidiomycota; Agaricomycetes; Russulales; Bondarzewiaceae. The record is from RefSeq and is a predicted model, not a curated record. The coding region runs from base 1 to 1038 and encodes 345 amino acids. The transcript is spliced from 2 exons.